AGUAAAUCAAUGGCGGAGAAUGCGGAUGGAGGGCCAUUACCCCCUGGAUGGGAUCGUAAAUAUGACCACAGAACAGGCAGAUACUAUUUCAUCAACUACUUCAACAAAACUACAACGUGGGAUGACCCUCGAUCACGCUAUAAGCAACUGGCUCAAAACAUUCCACAGCAUGUACCUGUUCUUGAGCCUAUACCAUUACAGCACGGAUCUCCCGACUCGCGCCGUUACCAUGUAUACCCCUCCAAUUCUUCAAUCCUUCCCCCCCAGCCUGCAUUUCAGAGUCCUGUGGGUCAGCUGCAUUCUGCAACAUACUUGCAGGACCUAACAAACAUGCGACCAAGCCCUGUUGCUGGACGACCUGGCUUUGGAACACCUUAUUCAUCUCCUGCACGGAGUGCAACAGCUACAGCACCAUCUGCAAAUGACACUGAAGUUGCUGUUACAAAAAUCAGUGCUAUGUUUCCAACUGUCAGUGAAACACACAUUCGGGCAUUGCUUAUCAAGUACCAUCAUCGCGAGGCAGUAGUAAUGAGUGCCCUCCAGGUGGAGAAGUACCCACUGUCAACACCAGGCCCAGGGACAAUUGCCUCUCCACCUGUGGCAGGCCGGCUCUUGGGCCUGGGUCUCGGCCCACCAUAUGAUAGUCCCCGGCUGGCGACUCGUCCACCACAUUCCUCCCCAAAGAUGAAAUUGAGGUACCUGAAGAGUGUAUUUCCAAAAGCAGAGGAAACAGUGUUGCUUGAUAUUUUAAGCAACUCGGAAAACAAUGUACAGAAGGCAUCAGAGAAACUUCUUGCUAUGGGGUUUGAAAAAAGGGACACACCACCUCCACGCCUUACACUCCGCCAGAAAGAGGAUGAACAGAAGGCAGCUGAACCACAAGCUGCCACCCCAACACCACCUCCACGCAUGAAGAGUAUUGAAGAGAAACAAAAAAUGAAGGGACGGCUGCAAGAACAGUAUCAGUCUGUACCAGAGCGUGUUAUUACAAUAGCACUGGACAGUGUAGAUUAUGAUGAGGAACGAGCUGCACAUAUUCUGCAAAUAAUGGUGCAGGAAGAUGAACAAAAACCUGUUGAACAAAAACUUCCUCUAAUGCCCCAGCCACAAUCCAGGCCUACUCCACCACCACCAGAGGUUCCAGCUGUGUCACCAACUCCUGGAAGGAAACCUUCUGAGAAGCCACAGUCACGCAGACUCAAAGGAAAGAAAGAAACCCCAAAGGUUUCAAGAGGUACAAGUACUACUGAAGAUAAAGAAUACAAAUCUUCCUAUACAACAAAAGUUACUGGGCCUAACAGGAAUUUGCCAAAAGGACCAAAUGAUGAUCUUCUCUUAACUGAUUACAUGACAUGGAAUGGUCCCAAUCCAGAUAUGGCAAAGGGUCCGGAUCGUUCACUACUCUCAGAACGAAGUUACAUUGCAAGGGGCCCAGAUCCUUCAUUACGUAAGGGUCCUAUAUUUGGUCUGGCAAAGGGUAGCUUGUACUCUUGCCGACGAGCUGCGCAGACUGAGUCUGGGGAGUCUCGUGGCAAAUAGCGGCCGCUGUUAUGUGGGCUGCUGUAGAACUAACCAGCUAAGUUGUAUUUGUCUCAUUCUCACAGCAGUGCCAUGCUGAGACGGAAAUGAACCUACAGGUGACUCCUUUCAAAUAUGUUUUGGUUGGAUCUAUAGUGUGUAAGAAACAAUUCUCGUAUUUUUCUGUAGAUUGCAGUGAUUUAACCAGUAGCCUUGUCAUGUGAUACCAACAAAACAUAGUUGUUUCUGUGCAGUGAUUGUAGGUCACCCAUCACUGUGCAAAUUUGUUUUCCUGAUAAACUGGUGUGGACUUGUUACUCCACAGAGCUAUGUGUGUGCUGUAAGUGGUAUUAAUGUUGAAGUAUGUGCAAUAGAGAUUGAAAUGUGUUUGUCAUAGUUGUAUUAUUAGUUUUAGGUGAGCCUGUGUGUAGGAGCUACAGCAACUUAAAAGGUCACAACAUAUCUUCUGUGGCUGGUACUGUCUUAUUUUAUUGUAAUAUUUAGGACUAUUGAAAGAAAGGUUCCACAAAGUGUGUGUACUAAACAACACAAAUAGUUACUGUAAGUUUCUAUCAUUGAAAUUAUUCUUCAGUUUGAUUGUGUGUUUUGCAAGAAAAUACAGCUCUCUCACAUUUUUCCUGUAAGAAAUAUGGGGACUCUUUACCUUCUUCAAGCAAACAUGAACACAGACAUUUGCCAUUGAUCCAUUUUAAUUCUGUAGAAUAAGGUGGUGUAGUGGUAAGACAUUGGACUUAUAUUCAGGAAGAAGGUGUUUCAAACCCCUAUCUGGCCCUAAAUUUAGGUCUUCCAUGGGUAAGUCCUUAAGACAGCUGCCUGAACAAUUCCUUUAAAAAGGAAAAGACCAAUUCCCUUUCCGAUCCCAGCAUGUCUGUGUCUCUAUUGAAUUUGUUGCUGAUGGGACAUUAAACUCUAAAUCUCCCAUCCUUUUGAGUUUCAUUCUAGGCAGCACUACAGGGCCUUUUAAUGCAACUUUCAAAAAUUAUAUUCGAGAAAUGUCAGUACUUGAGGCUGUGGAGGAUUUUUAAUGUCACAUGAUGUGUGACAUCUGUGUACAUAGACUUUGCGCAUAAUAAUUCCUUCAACCUUAAGAUCUUUUUACCUCCCAACCUUACUCUAAUUUCUGCAUUUAAUUUUUACCUGUGUGAUUUAUGAACCGUCUGAGGGUCUCUGCAUUGUGGUAAGCCUGCAUUUGCUAUCCAUUGAAAUAGCCAGCUUGAAUUGUGCUGCCAGAUUUUUUUUUAUGUUUCCCAUAAAUUUGAUGGGGGGGGGGGGGGGGGGGGCAAGGUUAAAUUUCCUGAUAAUCUGAUUAUCCACCAGUAUUAUGGGCACUGUUUGCGUGCACUGUGUAUUGUCAGGUCAAGUCAAGACACGGAUGGCAGUGAUCUGGUUUCUGAAUUGCUUUAUUAGACUGGACAGUUCCUUGUUGCUUUUCAAGAGGGAACAUCUUCUCUACUGUUAUGUUUCACAUUUCUCUUCCUUUCUUUUUAUUCUAAACAAGUACAUUACAGAUACAACAGUAUACACUCAAAUAUUCAUCAUAGUCAGUCACAUGUUUCAGUUACUUAUUAUACUUAGUACAGCUAUAAGUAUAAGUGAAUAUCUCACAGUUUGGUUGGAAGUCAUCAUGAUUCACAUUACAAGAAGAUACUGUUGGGCUUUGUCAAAAUAUUGUGUGGUUAAUGGAACCAGUUACGUGGCUGGUCACUUGAAGUUUACCUUUAUUGCACUCAGUUUGGGUAGUGUAUCUAAUAUCAACACUAUUCCCACUAUUGCAAUUUGUUAAGGUCAGCCUCAAUUCUUAAUUCUGAAAAAUUAUUUAUCAUAGUAUAUUAUUGCUUUCUUUAUAGAAAUUUUACUGUCCUCCAAUUUUGUGUUUGUUAACCAGUUUAGCAACUAACUGUCAAUUCCUUUGCCUGUCAUUCCGCACGAGCCAGGUCAGAGUAUCUAGAGUCUUCAUCUGGUAACAUUACAGUUGUGGAUAAUUAUGGUUCUCCCCAGACAUUAGUUGCAAUACACACUAACUUCCACUGUUCUGUCAAAUGUACUUAGCAGUUACAUGUAUUAUCAGAAUGACAUUUUCUACCCCCUUUAGUUGCCUCACUAAAAAUGUCACGAAAAGUUUUAAUGAAUUAGGAUUUUUAAAGUGACUGUCUCAUUUAUAAAUUAAAGUUUUUUAGUGACACCCUAUCUCCAUGAACUGGCACUAUUGCGAUAAAGAAUUAGUGACAUUAUACCUGCCAUUAGAAAAAGAAUUGCCACUGUGUAAUUAUAUAUUUCAUUCAAACCUAUACCAAUGAUGUCUGACUUCCGGCUGACAUAUCUAGUAUGACUUUCCUUUUCAAAUUUAUGAACUGUGGCAGUGCUGGAUACAGCUUCCUUAUCGAAGAUCCUAUUGUUUUAUGAUAAGCAAACAUAAUAUUUGUUUUUUCAGGUUUGCCCAGUCCGUCAAAAUUAUGUAUCCUUCUUUAAUUUUAUUGAUUGUAAGCCUGAUUUGCCCUUAAUAGAACACUGUGCAGAGUACUGUAGGCUAGCACUUGUUGUGAAAGUGUAUUUAUUGUCUCCUCACAUUUCCCCUAGCUACAGCACUUUUGUUUGCAUCUUGAAUGCCUUUAUGAAAUAUUCAUGGAAAUUUUCUAGAAAGACUGGGACUCAGUCUCAAUGGUACCAGUUUUAAUCAGUCAAGAAGUUUGUUUUGGCUUUUCUAUUUUGUACAAUUUGUAUUUCAUCAUUACUUGAUUUAAGUAUUAGUGUAUGUUUCUCAAUUCUGUACAUGACAUUUUAUCUGUUAUUAAAAGACAUUAUUCUUCAUUCUUUAA
Molecule: messenger RNA, 4355 nt
Organism: Schistocerca gregaria
Lineage: Eukaryota; Metazoa; Arthropoda; Insecta; Orthoptera; Acrididae
Product: histone-lysine N-methyltransferase 2D
Exons: 10
Coding region: 10-1539 (509 amino acids)
Biological process (GO): cell migration; negative regulation of organ growth; regulation of hippo signaling
Cellular component (GO): cytoplasm
Molecular function (GO): molecular adaptor activity; kinase binding; ubiquitin binding
Source: RefSeq, a predicted model, not a curated record